This is a messenger RNA of Vigna umbellata (rice bean), 2464 nucleotides long. NCBI's taxonomy places the organism in Eukaryota, Viridiplantae, Streptophyta, Magnoliopsida, Fabales, Fabaceae. The record is from RefSeq and is a predicted model, not a curated record.
CACAUUCUGAGCUGUUGAUUGAUAAUUACUGAAUCAUGAAGGCAGAGAAACUAUCAAGGAGCAGUGAAGUGUCCAAUGUGGUUUUGGAUUUUUCUGUAAGGACUGCGACUACACAUACGCCACAGUUUUUGGGUCUGCCACAGGGAGCAUGGUUUCAAGAGGGAGGGUUUGAAACUGCUGGAGAAGGAGUUGUUAUUGGGUUUGUUGACACUGGCAUAGAUCCAACACAUCCUAGUUUUGGUGAUAGUAAAUCUAAUCAUCCAUAUCCUGUUCCUGGUCAUUUUUCUGGCAUCUGUGAGGUUACUCGCGACUUUCCAUCUGGUUCUUGCAAUAGGAAGCUUGUUGGGGCCCGCCACUUUGCUGCUUCAGCCAUAACCAGAGGAAUAUUUAAUUCAACUCAGGACUAUGCUUCUCCCUUUGAUGGUGAUGGUCAUGGCACGCAUACAGCAGCUGUUGCAGCAGGAAACCAUGGGAUUCCAGUCAUUGUUGCUGGACAUCACUUUGGAAAUGCUAGUGGGAUGGCUCCUCGUUCACACAUUGCUGUUUACAAGGCAUUAUACAAGAGCUUUGGAGGAUUUGCUGCAGAUGUCGUUGCAGCAAUUGACCAGGCAGCUCAGGAUGGGGUUGACAUAAUAAGCUUGUCAAUUACUCCUAAUAGACGUCCUCCUGGUGUGGCAACUUUCUUCAAUCCAAUAGACAUGGCUCUGCUGUCGGCUGUGAAGGCCGGUAUUUUUGUCGUGCAAGCAGCAGGAAAUACUGGACCAUCACCAACAAGCAUGUUCUCCUUCAGUCCAUGGAUCUUUACUGUUGGUGCUGCCUCUCAUGAUCGGGUUUAUAGCAACUCCAUAUUUCUUGGAAAUAAUGUGACCAUACCUGGAGUUGGUCUUGCUCCUGGUACAGAUGAAAGCAAACUUUAUAAACUGAUUCAUGCACAUCAUGCAUUGAGCAAUAAUGACACAACGGUUGCUGAUGAUAUGUAUGUUGGUGAGUGCCAAGAUGCAAAUAAGUUCAACAAGGAUUUGAUCAAGGGGAACCUCUUAAUGUGCAGCUAUUCAAUUCGAUUUGUGCUGGGACUCUCCACCAUCAAAAGAGCCUCAGAAACAGCCAAAAAUCUUAGUGCAGCUGGUGUUGUCUUCUAUAUGGAUCCCUAUGUGAUUGGUUUUCAGCUUAACCCUGUUGCAAUGAAAAUGCCAAGCAUAAUAAUUGCUUCCACUAAUGAUUCCAAGAUUUUAAUGCAAUACUACAAUUCUUCAUUGGAAAUAGAUGCCGUUUCAAAGAAAAUUGUUAAAUUUGGGGCUGCUGCCAGUAUCUGUGGUGGACUAAAAGCGAAUUAUGGCAGUGCUGCACCCAAGGUAAUGUAUUACUCUGCCAGAGGACCAGAUCCACAAGACAGUCUUCCUCAUGAAGCAGACAUUUUGAAACCCAACUUGUUAGCUCCUGGAAGUUUUAUAUGGGCUGCUUGGAGUUCUGUUGCUGCUGAUUCCGUUGAGUUCCUAGCAGGUGAGAAUUUUGCAUUGAUGUCUGGCACAAGCAUGGCUGCUCCUCAUGUUACUGGUCUUGCUGCACUAAUUAAGCAAAAGUUCCCGAGUUUUAGUCCUGCAGCCAUUGGAUCUGCACUUUCCACUACAGCUUCUCUGUAUGACAAGAGUGGUGGGCCAAUAAUGGCUCAACGAUCGUAUGCCUCUCCUGAACUAAACGAGUCUCCAGCAACUCCUUUUGACAUGGGAAGUGGUUUUGUGAAUGCAAGUGGAGCACUGAAUCCUGGUUUGAUUUUUGAUUCCGGUUAUGAUGAUUAUAUGUCAUUUCUAUGUGGCAUCAAUGGUUCAUAUCCUGUGGUGCUAAACUACACUGGUCAAAAUUGUGGACUCUACAAUUCCAGUGUGUAUGGUCCUGAUCUGAACCUGCCCUCAAUCACUAUAUCAAAGCUGAACCAAUCUAGAAUAGUGCAGAGGACAGUCAAAAACACUGCUCAAAAUGAAUCAUACAGUGUUGGUUGGACUGCUCCUUAUGGAGUUUCAUUGAAAGUGUUUCCAACUCACUUCAGUAUUGGCAGUGGUGAGAAGCAGAUAUUGUCUGUGCUCUUGAAUGCAACAGUUAACAGCUCUCUUUCCAGCUUUGGGAGAAUUGGGCUGUUUGGGAAUCAAGGUCAUGUGCUAAACAUUCCAAUUUCAAUCAUGGUUAAAAUCUCAUCUAACACCACUACAAGUUAAUUGGGUAUCACUGAUUUAUUUUGAGGAAAAAUUUAGAUAGUGGUUUUUUAGGAUGCUUUUUGAAUGUUAUUCUUGAUUCAGAAUCAGAGUCUUAUACGAGAAUAACAUUGAAACUGUCUAGGAUUCAUCUUAGCUUUUGUUCUUCAUGUUUCUUUUCUUUUUGCUUGCCUAUUUUUUCAUUCAUUAUCAUGUAAAGAAGUUAAAGGUUCUUGUAUAGAUACUUAUAAAUGUGAUCAGUUCCUGAUUGUUCUGCA